Penicillium daleae is the source of this 1854-nucleotide messenger RNA. RefSeq names its product flavin-containing monooxygenase. The coding region runs from base 1 to 1854 and encodes 617 amino acids. The transcript is spliced from 3 exons. The record is from RefSeq and is a predicted model, not a curated record. NCBI's taxonomy places the organism in Eukaryota, Fungi, Ascomycota, Eurotiomycetes, Eurotiales, Aspergillaceae.
AUGCCGUCGGUCGCAAGUAUUCACAAACGCCAUGUUUAUGGUAAAGAUGCUCUCACCUACUACCCCGUGCUAAUCGUCGGGGCGGGCGAGUCGGGUGUUGCGAUGGGCUGUCGUCUCAAGGACGUACUAGGGACGGAUCAGUUUCGAAUCUUUGAGCGACAGUCUGGCAUCGGUGGGACAUGGUGGAUUAAUCGAUACCCUGGCGCUGCCUGUGAUAUUCCCGCUGCGUUCUAUUCUUUUUCAUUUGCACCCAAGAAGAACUGGUCGACUUUACAUCCCUCGGGACCGGAAAUUGCGCAAUAUCUCGCCGAUGUCUGCGAAAAGUAUCAGAUCGUGGACAAAAUUCAAUUCCACACUGAUGUCCGUGAGCUUCGCUGGGUAGAAGAGGAUCAGGAGUGGGAGGUUUUACUUUCACACUUGGUCCCGGGGACUGGUGAUCUCUCCUCAUAUGACCGAGAACAGCUGGUGAUCAACGAGGGCGUGCACCGCGUCUACGUCAAGAACGAGAUUGUGCGGGCCAAGGUCGUCGUCAGUGGUGUGGGUGGACUUGUUGAGCCAAAAACAUGGCCCAGCGAUAUCCCUGGCAUCGAAAAUUUUGAAGGUGAGAUCAUGCAUACAGCUCGAUGGGAUAGUGAGAUCGACCUGCAAGACAAGGAUGUCAUCAUGUUCGGAUCAGGCUGCAGUGCCGCCCAGGUCGUCCCCGAGCUGGCCAAGCCAGAAGCCAACGUUCGCUCCAUCACCCAGCUCAUGCGCAGUCCUCCCUGGGUACAGCCGGAUCUUCUGCCACCCAACCUUCUUGUCCAAUGGGAGAAGUGGAUGCCAUCGUUGAUGACACAUGUACCCGGGCUGGCACGUUUCCUUCGCAACGGCCUUUUCAUGAUGUGUGAACACAAUUUUUUCGCCAUGUUCACUGACACGGCCUACGGACGUAUGAUGCGGCCGAAGAUUGAAAUGAAUUUCCUGGACCACAUGCGCAAGACGGCACCGAAGGAAUAUCAUGAAAUGCUUACCCCAAACUACAGCCUCGGAUGCAAGCGUCGUAUCAUUGACGGUACAUGGUACCGUAGCCUGCACUCACCCAAGGUCACACUGACCACACAGCCACUGGCUCGUGUUCAUGCGAGGAGUGUGACAAUUGGACCGGGUCAUUACUAUCCUCCCGGCAGUGACUCCGAUGACGAAGCUCGAGAGAUCCCAGCCGACGUGAUUCUUCUGGGCAAUGGAUUCGAGACCAAUCAAUGGCUGCACCCCUUGAAGGUGACUGGCAGAGGCAACAAGAAGAUGGAGGAUCUUUGGGCAGCGCGAGGAGGCGCCCAGGCUUACCAGGGCAUCGCCAUGGAUCAGUUCCCGAACUUCUUCAUGCUCUUCGGGCCGAACACGGCCACUGGCCAUACGAGCGUCAUUUUCGCGACUGAAAAUGCGGUCAACUACUCUUUGAAUUUCAUCAAGCCGAUUUUGAAUGGCCAGGUCAGCUCCUACGAGGUCAAGGAAGAGGCCGAGCUGGCGUGGACCAAGAACGUGCAAGACCAACUACAGAAAACGGUCUUCCGCCGGGGAUUGUGCUCCAGUUGGUAUAUCACCGCUGAUGGAUGGAACUCCUCGACCUACCCAUACUCUCAAAUCCACUAUUGGUACCGGUGCACCUUCCCUUAUUGGAGCGAUUGGACCGCAAAUUGGACUCGGAAGGGUGCAAUUAUCCAGGGAAUUCGCAAGGCUGUGCGCCUCUCGUUGAUCUUAAGUGUUCUAGUGGGACUGGCGUGGCUGCAGAAGAACCCGCAGCAGCGCAGCCAGUUGCUGCUGGCCUUGCUGGCAAAGAAGGACUGGAUUCUUUCCAAGGCGCGUGCUUUCUUUUGA